AGUUGUUGUGGCUCAGAUUGUUGUUGGCCCGCCAUGAUCUCGAACGUUGAUAGGCUCAGCGAUGAAGAGAGCUUGGAGACCGAAACCAUGAAGACGAAAGACCGUGGGCCUGGGGUCACGAAGACGCAGGCGAAGUAUCCAAAAUCUGGCGUUGCGCCGCCCGUGGUUCCUUUUGAGCCUGUAUGCAGACCACACGCUGCCCCACUCAGCAUGAGAUUAGUACCGGAAAAGGUCAAGUCGGACAACGUCAAAACCACGAAGCUGAUGUCUAAACCCAUUGUGAUGCAAUCGUUUGGCAGUGUGAGACUCUAUGGGGCAACCUAUAGAGCCAACAUUGGGUAUUUGUCCCAAAGAGGUAAACAGGAUUUUGGAACCCAGAUUUGCUACUGGGACCAAUAUAAAAGAGCAUGCAGGGCUAACAAAGUCAAGAGGAAUGGGCAGCACCGGUUCGUGCCCCCCUUGUUGGCCGAGUGGAUUGCAGGAAUUCCGCGAGAUUGGACGUUGCCGGAAUGUGGCAAAGUAUGUCGGGAACGCUACAACGAGUUGUUCCCCCCAGUGUCCGAGGAGGCGGCGUACCCAGUCAUCUCCAUGUUCUCAGGCAUAGGAGGGCUGGAACUUGGCCUGAGGGAGGUGUGCUUCCCGAUACAAUACGUGGAGCAGAAUGAACACUGUGUUGCGGUGCUGCGUUCGCGAAUGUUUGAGAAGAUGAUCGCAGAUGGUCCCGUUGCUGAAGAUGUGACGACAUAUAUCCCCUCUCCAAGUAUCAAGAAACGGGCUCGUGGCAUUUGCGCAGGAUUCCCUUGUCAAGACAUUUGUCAAGCCGGACAUUGUCUCGGACUUCAAGGAGAAAGGUCUUACUUGGUAGAUCACGUUUUUAGGGUGGCCGACGAAUGCGAGUCUGUGUCCUUCGUUUUCUUGGAGAACGUAGCUUACUUGCUGAGUGCUGCCAUGAGUCAUGUGAUGGACUAUGUGCUUCAGGAGCUGACACGUCGGGGCCUUCGUGUUCGCUGGACAACAGUGACGGGGCACAUGGUCGGCGUUCAGGUGUGCAGAGAACGAGUGUUUCUAUUGGCGACAAAGGGUGACUUCCAUUUCCAGAACCUGACUUUGAUGACCUCGGAUGAGAUGGAAAGCCGGGCGCUUGAGCCGUGGAACCAUCGUGACCGACCUGAGCUGCAUUGCUGGCUUUCAACUGAAUGCACCCAGCAAGACCAGCAAAGGUUGCAAAGUGUAGGCAAUAUGGUGAUCCCUCGGUGUGCUCAACUAGCUCUUCAUGUGCUGGAGCACUCUAUGAGAGCUUAGCUCCGCCUGCAGGUUUAAGAGGGGAAACUUAUUUGUUUGCGAGUUCAAAUCAAAAGUAUGUUUAUACAUUUACAUUGUGUCAUCGGUCGUGAUUAACCAUUGAAACUGAAUCUUGGUUGUGAUCGUCCCCAUGUCCGC
Molecule: messenger RNA, 1440 nt
Organism: Durusdinium trenchii
Lineage: Eukaryota; Dinophyceae; Suessiales; Symbiodiniaceae
Source: the annotation of a GenBank genome assembly